CCAGCGGACCAGUGGGGCAGCACGGUCGCGGGCAGGGGGGCAGUGCCGGCGCAGCAUUCUUAAGGAGCAAGCAGGAGGGAGAGGAGUCACUUCUUACCGGAAAGGUUGCAGUGCGGACUCCCUCCUUCUUGCUCAGCAUACACAGCAUCAGCAUGCAGCAGCAGAGGCAGCGCCAGGCUGCCAACGGGAGUCGCGGAGAUCAGCAGGGUGAUCCAUGCCUGGAGCGCCCGGAGAGGAGAAGGGCUCUCCCAGCACGUUUUAGAGAGGGGGAGGAAGCUCAGUCCGGACAUCAACAGUCGGCAGCAGGAAGGGACGAGAAGCAGCAGCAGCAGCUGAGCAAGAGGAAAGCAGGAAGGGCUCCACCUGGUGGUCGGAGGUCGAACAAGAGGAAGCAGUCCAGCCAGGCUAAAGCACCAGAUCGUAGCAGGAAGUUUGUGAGAACACAGCGUGCGGUGCAGCAAUACGAAGGCGGCUACCUGAACGGGGUGAGUGCACAGCAGUACGCUUAUGGGGGCUUGAUACCGGAGGGGACAGAGUCAGAUGGCCAGGGUGCAGAGGGGGAGGAGCAGACUUUUAUUAUGCAGCAGAUGGACACUAUUACCCUCCCCAUUGCAGCACAGACACCAUCUACGCAUCACUUAUGCACAGCAGGCAGGGGGGGCCCAGGGGACGGCGGAAGCAGCCUAAACCCGGGCCGGCACCAGCAGGGAUCGUGGGGAAUGGGGUUGGAUACGCAACCCCUCAGUAGCCAGCACCAUGAGCCCAGCUGCACACCACAGCGGCAGGAUAGAGCGACCAUGCAAAUGGCAGAGCACAUCGCAGAACUUCUGCAUAGCUGCAUGGCUCGCUCGCCGCUGUUCAGGUCCCCACCAAGGAGAAGAUAUCAACUGGCGUCGCCUACAGGGAGCAGCCACAGUCAAUGCGGGGAUGUCCAGCAUGAUUUGCCCUCCAACGCGCAGCAGGGACAUCGUACCCAGGAGUGGCUCGCAGUUUCUUCAGGACGGGGAGGCCAGACUCAUAGACCCCUAGCACACGACAAGGACGCGAGGGGUUUUUCGGCUUUGCAGCAGACUCCAAGGACAGGAUACAGUAUCCAAGAGCAUGCCGCAGCGCACAAAUGCAUCGUACAGAAGGCUGCUACGCACGAGUCUGUCGCCGCGACGAGCACAGCGGGGACAAGGCCGGAAGCAGCUGUCGCCGGGACCAGCACAGCGAGGGCGUUUACGGGAGCACCUGUCGCGCCGUCCAGCGCAGGGAGGGCCAUCGCUUCGGCACUGGGAACCUCGUCCAGCACAGGCCAGGAGCUCGGGAAUGAUAGUGGAGCCGAUCUAGGGGAGCUGGUGAGGAAAUCCCUGGCGCCAAGGACGUGGGCAGCUUAUGCGGCAGCUUGGAGGAGAUGGAGGCAGUUCCAGGCAGGAGGAGCAGGUGGCCGAAAUGACACCAGGCAGCAGCUCUUGUCUUUUUUGAGCAGCGCGGGUGUUAAGCAAGUAUGGAUUAUGGGUCAUUCGUUCAUCCACUGGGCAGAAGAGCGGGCCGCCGCCAGACCUUACGGCCGUGACCUGGGCUUGCCGCAAGUAAAUUGGGCAGUGAGAUGGUUUGGAGUCAGAGGCAUGAGGUGGUCGCAGCUGAGAAAAGCGGUACUCAGGGCGGAGGCAACGGCGGGCCAGGCCCCAGAGGUAGUGGUACUGCAUUUGGGAGGGAACGACCUAGGGAAGGUGAAGUCGCUCGACAUAAUCAGGUGGAUGAGGGAGGAUUUGGAAUGGCUAAGGGAAAGGUGGAGCCAGGUGCACAUUCUAUGGUCCAGCAUAAUCCCUAGGUUGGCCUGGCGCGGGGCAAGGGCAGGGGCAGGAGUGGAAAAGGCCAGGAAGAGGUGUCCGACGUGGGUUUGGAUUUGUUUAACAACGCUUUGCAGGAGGCGUUGGAGUGAGUGUGCAUAUAGGGGUGGGGUCGCAGGGUGGGGCGUCGGCCCCGGGUGGGCCGGGGGCCUCGUGUGGCGUGGGGAAAGUGAUGAGCAAGGCAUGGUAUGGAAUGUUACGUAAGGGGAUGGCAGACGGCCAGUCAUAUUCACCAGGCCGCACGCCUGGCUACGACUUGGGACGGCUGGGUCGCACGGGCUGCGUGCCAGUUCAAGGUGGUAUGCACAUGGGGUCGGGGUCCCCAGGUGGGGCGGAUGUUGCGUGCCUACUGGGUUGGGCCGAACGCACCCACAUACACGGGUAGGCGGGGGGGGCGGGAUGUGGCGUGCCCACGCGGUUGGGCCGAGCACGCCUCCACCCAUAGGUAUACGGGGGGGGGGGGGGCGGGAUGUGGCGCGCCCACGCGGUUGGGCCGGGCACGCCUCCACCCAUUUUUUUACGAUCAUGGUUAUAAGAGCCUUGCUCACUCAUUCUUUCCUUGCCCUGCGAUUUAUUCUGUAUUGGUGUGUUUUCAAUAAAGCUGUGACCAAGU
This is a messenger RNA of Pseudophryne corroboree (corroboree frog), 2448 nucleotides long. RefSeq lists its product as uncharacterized. The record is from RefSeq and is a predicted model, not a curated record. The transcript has 3 exons. The coding region runs from base 153 to 2039 and encodes 628 amino acids. NCBI's taxonomy places the organism in Eukaryota, Metazoa, Chordata, Amphibia, Anura, Myobatrachidae.